AUGAACAGUCUUUCACCCUCUUUGUGCUCGCCUGAGGCCUUUUCAUAUCCUCUGAUCCCCGAUGUCCAAGUCUUGUCACUGCACGCCAACCAAGUCUCCAAUGUCUCCCAGUACAUCUCUGAAUGGUAUUACUAUAACCAUGAAGGCGUCGCGGCGCAUAAUACCAGCUUCUGUAACGUGACCGUGACCUACAAGCAUAUCGGCAAAAAUGACACCAUCAACGUCGGCGUCUUCCUACCCAGCGACUCGUGGAAUGAACGAAUGCAGGGGGUGGGAGGGAAUGGAUAUAGCGCUGGUCUCACAGAUCUUACCACAUACGGAAUGAUUGCGGCGGUGGCCGAGGGAUACACCGUCGUCUCGACGGAUGGAGGACACACAAGUGACAGCCCUGCGGACUGGGCCCUCCUGGACGACGGCAUGCUGGAUUACGAUGCGAUUCACGACUUUGGCUCCAUCUCCCUCAACGAUGCAGCACUCAUUGGGAAGAACCUCGCAGAGAGUGCUUAUGGAUCGAAGCCCAAGUACUCGUACUGGACUGGUUGUUCACAGGGUGGGAUACAGGGUCUAGCUCUAGCCCAGUUGUAUCCAGACGCGUAUGAUGGUAUCGUCGCCUCUGCUCCGGCAAUCAACUGGCCGCAGGUUUCUCUGGGAGGGUGUUGGGCGCAAUUCGUUAUGAACCAGAUGGGCAAGUAUCCACACCCUUGCGAGCUUAACGCAGUCACAGCUGCCGCAGUCUCGGCCUGUGAUGGUGCCGAUGGCCUCAAGGAUGGUAUACUCUCCGAUCCUCAUUCAUGCGCCUUCGAUCCGUUCACUCUUGUCGGAACCCAGAUCAACUGCACCGAUACUGGAUCCCUGAUGAACAUUUCCACUGUCGCCGCUGAGGUUGCCAAUGCCACCUGGACCGGAGCGCGAGAUCCACAUGGCCAGUUCCUGUGGUAUGGCUUCAAUCCUGGAACUGCCCUGGCAGGGGGAAACGCUCCAGCAAACACGAAGUGUGCCAAUGGGACAUGCACUGCUUCAUCGACUGAGUUGUACAACCAAUGGGCUCAGGUGCUCGUUGAACAGAACCUUAACUUCAACCUAUCCACCCUCACACACCAGCAAUUCGACCACCUCUUCCGCAAGUCCCUCCAGCAGUGGAAGACGGUAUUUGGAACCGACAAUCCCGAUUUAUCUAGGUUUCGCGAUGCCGGCGGCAAGAUGCUGACCUAUCAUGGCUUGAUGGAUGAGGUCAUCCCUCCCAACGGGACAAGGUCGUACUAUGAAGCUGUCACGGCUGGGGAUGCCAAUGUCAACGAGUACUAUCGACUCUUUGAAGCCCCAAUGAUGGGCCACUGUUAUGGCGGUCAGGGAGGACAGCCCUCUACCAUGUUCGAUAGCCUGGUUGCUUGGGUCGAGUCUGAUACUGCGCCGGAUAGUCUUCCAGUGAAGUAUCGUCUGAAUAACGGAGCGACGUACAAUCGGAUCCUUUGUCCGUAUCCCCAACGCGUGCAGUACCGAGGAGCAGGUAAUGUGACUUCGGCUGAGAGUUUCUAUUGUGCGGACUGA
Aspergillus wentii DTO 134E9 is the source of this 1548-nucleotide messenger RNA. RefSeq lists its product as uncharacterized. Bases 1 to 1548 code for a protein of 515 amino acids. Lineage: Eukaryota; Fungi; Ascomycota; Eurotiomycetes; Eurotiales; Aspergillaceae. The transcript has 2 exons. The record is from RefSeq and is a predicted model, not a curated record.